AUGAGAGAGAGAAGAAAAAUCCCUUUAGGAAUUGAAGCAAUACGGAGGACUGGGGAGAGUGGCCGGGGGCUCCUGUACUCGGUGGAGGUGGACGCCAUCCUGACCCGCUUCCACGGCAAGUCCCUGCUGUGGCCGGAGCGCCCGGGCCGCCCCACGGAGGAGCUGACGUCCAGGGCCUACAGGGACGGGUACCUGGGGUACUCGGUGGCAGUGGGCGAGUUCGAUGGCAAUCCCAAAACCAAAGAGUACGUGGUGGGGGUCCCCAACAAGAGUGACACGAAGGGCGAGGUGGAGAUCUUCAGUGUGGGGGUGACCCUGCGCCAGCUGCACGGCAUCGCCAGCGAGCAGGUGGCAUCUUACUUCGGGCACACGGUGGCCGUGGCCGAUGUCAACGGGGAUGGGCAGGACGACGUGCUGGUGGGUGCCCCGCUCUACAUGGCCCGGCGCCCCGACGGCCAGCGCAGCGAGGUGGGACGCCUCUACCUCUACCUGGGCGGGGGGCAACGCCCCCUCACCCGGCCCCCCCAGACCCUGACGGGCACCCACCCCUACGGCCGCUUCGCCGCCGCCAUCGCCAGCCUCGGGGACCUGGACAAGGACGGCUACGGCGACGUGGCCGUGGGUGCCCCGUUGGGGGGUGACGGUGGCAGCGGGCAGGUCUUCAUCUUCCGCGGGCAGAGCGAGGGUUUGAUGCCGGUGCCCACCCAGCGCCUCGACAGCCCCUUCCCCGGCCCGGCCGCCUUCGGCUUCGCCCUGCGUGGUGCCACCGACCUGGACAGCAACGGCUACCCGGAUCUGCUGGUGGGGGCUUACGGGGCAGCCAAGGUGGCCGUGUACCAGGGACAGCCUGUGGUGGUGGCUCGGACCCAGCUGAGUGUCCCCGAUGGGCUGAACCCCGAGAUCCUGGCAUGUGUCCUGCCUGGAUCCAGCACCCACGUCAGCUGCUUCUCCGUGGUGCUGUGCGUCAGCGUGACGGGCCAGCGCAUCCCCCAGAGAAUCCGCCUCGACGCCGAGCUGCAGCUGGACCGGCUGAAGCCCAAGCUGUCCCGGAGGGUCCUGAUGCUGCAGGGCCACCAGUCGUCCUGGCACGACGUGCUGGUGCUGGCCCCAGGGUCACCCCCGCUGUGCCACAACCUCACCGCCUACCUGCGGACCCACAUCAUACUGGAGGACUGCGGCGAGGACAACCUCUGCGUCCCCGACCUCCACCUGGCUGCCAACACGCCCAGCAGGCGCCUGCUCAUCGGGGCGGAGGCCGUGCUGCGCCUGCGUGCCGUCGCCAGCAACAUGGGCGAAGGAGCCUUCGAGGCCGAGCUGCGGGUGCAGCUGCCCCCCGGCACCCACUACCAGGCGGCCCGCAGCAGCAUCCUGGGGCAGGAGAAGCUGAGCUGCAACCCCAGGAAGGAGAACGGGAGCCACGUGGUGCUCUGCGAGUUGGGCAACCCCAUGAAAGCGGGCGCCAGGAUCACCGUGGACAUGGAGCUGAGCGUGUCCGGGCUGGAGGACAUGGGCGAUGCCAUCACCUUCCAGCUCCAGUUGCGGAGCAACUCCCUGCCUGCCACCACGGUGCUGCCCGCGAGCUGGCACAGGGUGGAGGGCAGCCGGCGGCUCGAGGACCAUGGCAUCAAGGUGGAACACGUCUACCAGCUCCACAACAAGGGUCCCAGCACCGUCAGCGGGGUGACCCUGCGCCUCGCCGUCCCCAGCCAGCUGGGCGGCCGCAUCCUGCUCUACCUGCUGGAGCUGGGCACCGAGGGGGGCAUGAACUGCACCAACCCACCCGACCUCAACGCCGAGCAGCUGGAGAUCCCCCGGCCCACGAGCGCAGCACCCCAAAAUGGCACCCACCAGCGGGAGCGCAGGGAGGUGGAGGAGCCGCCAGGUGCCGGGCUGGAGGAGCCCAUCCCCGUGGACUGCAGCAACGCCACGUGUGUGGGCAUCGCCUGCUGGGUGCCCAGCCUGGCCAAGGACCAGCGGGCGCUGGUGAGCAUCCAUGCCCUGCUCUGGAUGGACACACUACAGCAGCACCUCCUGAAGCAGUUCCUCAUCCAGUCGCAAGCCUGGUUCAACACCUCGGCCAUGCCCUACCGCGUCCGGCCCCGCGUCCUGCCCGCCGGGGAGGCCACGGCUGUCACCGAGGUGGUGCGCACCAGCCCUGGGGGCGAGGGGGCCGUGCCGGUGUGGUGGGUGGUGCUGGGGGUCCUCGCCGGGCUCCUGCUCCUCACCCUCCUCAUCCUCCUCAUGUGGAAGAUGGGAUUCUUCAAGAGGACACGGCCACCCGCCGAGGAGGACAUGCAGGAGCUGGCACCCAGCCAGGCCCAGGAGCCGGGGGGUGCCCAGGGCUAG
Molecule: messenger RNA, 2346 nt
Organism: Nipponia nippon (crested ibis)
Lineage: Eukaryota; Metazoa; Chordata; Aves; Pelecaniformes; Threskiornithidae
Source: RefSeq, a predicted model, not a curated record